Messenger RNA from Selaginella moellendorffii, 1285 nucleotides. Its product is annotated as zinc finger A20 and AN1 domain-containing stress-associated protein 8. NCBI's taxonomy places the organism in Eukaryota, Viridiplantae, Streptophyta, Lycopodiopsida, Selaginellales, Selaginellaceae. Gene Ontology annotation, molecular function: zinc ion binding; DNA binding. The coding region runs from base 377 to 1015 and encodes 212 amino acids. The transcript has 2 exons. The record is from RefSeq and is a predicted model, not a curated record.
AAAGACUGCUUUCUUUCAUAUAUGCUUGGCUACUUGUUUGCGUCUCCAUUCGCCAUAGCCAGGGCAAGGGCAAGGGUUUCCUCGUCGUCGUCGCCAGCGCGCGCGCCCGCGCCCUAGGGUUUGGAGAUUGCUCUGGCGCCAGAGGAUUCUUCCAGUCGCGCCCCCACCAGCGGCGCGCCAGCGAUCCAUUCCGCCGCGGCGCCGCCCGAGAGAUCCGCGCCAGCGAUGUCCCACGCAUUCGACCUCGUGAAUUGGGAGUGAGACGUCGAGAGGAGAAUUGAUUGGUGGUAGCUUCAACUGGAUCGAGGGAUGGAACAGCAGCAGCAGCAGUAGCAGUGGUAGCAGAAGCAGCAGCGCUUCCUUCCCUGUGGGAUCGAUGGCACAGGAGAGCUGGAAGUGUGACCAGGACGAGACGGGGUGCCAGCCACCCGAGGGCCCGAUUCUGUGCGCCAACAAUUGCGGCUUCUUUGGCAGCAAGGCGACGAUGAAUCUGUGCUCCAAGUGCUACCGGGACGUGGUUCUGUCACAGGCCAAGGUGUCCACCGCCAAGAACGCGCUAGAGCAGCUACCGCUCCUCAUCAACAACACCAACGCCAACAACAAUUCUUCCGCCGCUACAGCCGCCGCCGCCACCACCGCCGCCACCAUCGCCGCCGCCACCACCGCCACCGCCAACGCUACUGGCAUGGAUCAAGGCGUGGCACUGGACGAGCAGAUCGUUUUACCAGAGGCUGUGACUACUUCUUCCGAGAUGAAUCCCUCGUCCGGUGACGGCGUGGCUGAUGCCUUGGUGACUUCCCCGGAGGCAUCCGGCUCGCGACCGCCGAAUCGCUGCAAUGCUUGCAACAAGAGGGUGGGAUUGACGGGAUUCAAUUGCCGCUGCGGCAACGUCUACUGCGCUCUCCAUCGCUACUCGGACAAGCACAAUUGCACAUACGACUACAAGUCCGUGGGGAGGGACGCGAUUGCAAAGGCGAACCCGGUGGUGAAGGCGGACAAGAUCGACAAGAUCUGAAAGGCGAAGAACACAGGAAUUCGAACAAAGAAAAACAGGGAAAAGGAGAAAGAUCAGUGCUCGGCUUCUACAAGAUCAUCGUCUCAUCAUCACAUUACACACAGGUUUACCCGUCCAAAAGUGGUGGAGUAUUUAUUCAUCGUAGGGUGGUUUCUCCCUUCCUCGUCCCCCUUCUGCUAGGCACAUUUUUAUUUUUCUUUACUUCUUUUUAAAUCUAUUAAUUGGAGUUGUGUGGCUUUUCUCUGCUGUUAAUAACAUUGUUUUAAGGUC